Molecule: messenger RNA, 882 nt
Organism: Guyanagaster necrorhizus
Lineage: Eukaryota; Fungi; Basidiomycota; Agaricomycetes; Agaricales; Physalacriaceae
Exons: 10
Coding region: 1-882 (293 amino acids)
Source: RefSeq, a predicted model, not a curated record
AUGAAGUUGGACUGGGAUGCUAUCAAAUACGUAUAUGCUUUCGGGGACUCUUAUACCUUCGUUCAGGGAACGGCAGGUCAUGCUAAUUACAGCUUCAUUGGGGAUGCACUCAAUUAUUCCUUUUCUUCUGAAGAGCUUCUGUCGAACGAGAUAGUCCCCAAGAAUACCAGUUCCGAAGGCUCAAAUUGGCUCGAAUUUCUUACCGGAUGCUUCAGUGGAUCGCCUGCGACUUGCGAUAAACAGCUUUGGGAUUUCGCUUUCGCAGGAUCAGAUAUUGAUGGGAAUUUGCUCCCUCUUCAUCAUGAUUUCACGGUUCCACUUGUUGACCAAGUAAAUCAAUGGGUGUUAUAUGCUUCUGAGGCUAUUCCACAUCCUCUCCGGGAGACAUUGACAGCCUGGUGGAUAGGAAUCAACGAUACCGGAGAUACAGUUGACAAUCAUACAAUUACAGAUAUAAACGCGUUCUGGGAAGCAGAAAUGAGCUCCUAUUUCGGCGCUGUGCAAUCAGCGUAUGACAAUGGUUUGAAACAACACCUUUUCAUUAAUGUACCUCCCGAAGAACGAUCUCCUGCCGCCAAUACAAAUACCACCAAGGCGGGAAUUCUCAAAAGUCACGUCGACGGCUACAAUGCCGCCCUAAAAAAUCAUGUGCAGCUCUUCACACGCCAAAAUCAAGAUGCGAUUGCUCUUAUAUUUGAUGCAAAUACGUGGUUUAACUCGGUGUUGGACUAUCCUGCUACGUAUGGAUUUGAUGACGUGACUGACUACUGCACCUGUGCCGAUCCUGCUGGGUAUUUUUGGUACAAUACCGGUCAUCCCACAGAAAGGGUGCACCGAUUACUUGCGGAAGCCAUCAACAAAGGCCUUCGCAGUGCACGGUAA